Molecule: messenger RNA, 723 nt
Organism: Ostreobium quekettii
Lineage: Eukaryota; Viridiplantae; Chlorophyta; Ulvophyceae; Bryopsidales; Ostreobiaceae
Source: the annotation of a GenBank genome assembly
AUGGAUGUAAGCAGGGCUGUCGUCAACCCUGUAUUCCGAUCAGCACCAUGGGAUCAAGAAAAUCGCGAAAAGGAUGGCAUGGUGCGCAUAUUGUUCGUGAGUGAGAGCAAUGUAUGCCGUUCUGUUUUGGCCGAGGCCAUCUUCACACAGCUUGUGGAGGAGAUGGGCAUGGGCAAUUUGCUCACCUGCGACUCAAAGGGCAGUCGCGACUACAACUUGGGUGAAGGACCUGAAGCGUCCGUCCUCCAGGCUGCUGAGGACUUGGGUAUUGUUCUUCCUGAGGGCUUUCAAGCGCGUAUGGUUGACCACGCUCGGGACAUCGUCAUUUAUGACCUGCUCCUGGCGAUGGACAAAUUCACCUCAGCAGAUGUGCUCCGUGAGGUGUCUGUGUACGACACAAUUGCACGUGAGGGUGGCUACUCGAUGAAAGUGCGCAGGCUGGGAGAGUUCCACCCAGUCCUGGCAAAGAGCCUGGACUCGGAGGGGCAGGACAUUGACGAUCCACUCUAUGGCAAUGUCGGGGGCAGCGAGGAAGUGGAAGCUGUGAAGAAAGCCGCGCGCAUUAUUGAGGCUGCUUGCCUCGGCCUGAUGCAGUUCUUUCAAGACCUCCAAGAGCAGGCGGGGGACGAUCCGGCAAAGUUCAAGUCGUUGGUGUUGGAGUCCGUCAGGGGCAUGAAAGAGAUGGAUUGGCUUGUGCCGCCAAUGCUGCAGAAGAAAAAGUGA